Molecule: messenger RNA, 3233 nt
Organism: Oncorhynchus keta (chum salmon)
Lineage: Eukaryota; Metazoa; Chordata; Actinopteri; Salmoniformes; Salmonidae
Product: syntaphilin-like
Exons: 7
Coding region: 256-2469 (737 amino acids)
Biological process (GO): neuron differentiation
Cellular component (GO): cytoplasmic microtubule; mitochondrion
Source: RefSeq, a predicted model, not a curated record
CUUGUCUUUCCGUGCGGCUCUCAAACGCAACUCAGGCAUUCCGGUCAUCCACCUCCAGCGCCUGAGCAGAGGCACACCGAGUCCUUACCGGAGACGGGAAUCGCGGGGUAAUCAAGAAGGCAGGCGGUAAACCAUCCCGGGCUAUAACGAUGGAACCGUAAAAAUAAAUACGGAAGGGGGAACAGGCUGGCUGUCACUGCAGAGUGAUAGAGAGACACGGAGAAAGACGAGAGGAGGAGAGAGGAGUCUGCCUCCAUGUCUGCUCCUGUCCCUUCCAGUCGGAGAUCUGCGUCUGGCUCACGCAGAUUCAACCCUCUGACUCCUCUGCAGCCCAAACGCCGCUUGCAGCAAAUGCUGUCGUCGUCCUCCUCGCCCGUACCCGUACCGCUACCCACGCGCCCUGCACGGACAGCUGCCCCAGUCCGCAACAGAGAUCCCCAUGGCAACGCCUCUCUCAGCAGCAGCAGCACUAACUCUGGCUCCUGCAAGGGCAGUGACUGCAGCCCCACCAAGGGGCGUCAUAUGAAGGCAUACACCUCGUGUAAAGAUAACCAUGGCAUCCGCCCCCCUCCCCCAGAGCAGUACCUCACACCCCUGCAGCAGAAAGAGGUGUGUAUCAGACACCUGCGGGCCCGCCUCAAGGAAACCGUCGACAGGCUGCAGGACAGGGACUCUGAGAUCGAUGAGUUGAGGACCCAGUUGUCUCGUAUGCAGGAGGACUGGGUUGAAGAGGAGUGUCACCGCGUGGAGGCCCAGCUGGCUCUGAAGGAGGCACGCAGGGAGAUCCAGCAGCUCAAGGAAGUGGUGGACGUGGUGCGCACCAACCUCAGCUCCAGCGACUCCACGGACACCGGCGUCCAGAAAUACUUCCAGGACAUCAACGUCCAGAACCACAAGCUGGAGACCCUGCUGCUCAGCAUGGAGCUGGCUCAGAAUGGGGUGGCCAAGGAGCAGGAGGCUGCUGCUGCAGCACGAGGAGCGGCAGGGUGGGCUGGGAGGCCUGGGACUGCGGGGUCAUGGCCUGGAAGUAGUCCCGCUGCAUCAGGGACUGGAUGGGGUGGUUCCAAGAGUCUGUGUGGGUCUUGUGACGGCUCCCCCGCCCGCUCUCUGCCCCGUAGCUUCACCUACACCAAGCUGAGCGACCAUGCGCUGACGGAUAAGAACGGGAACAGCGUUUUAGGGGAGGAGAACCAUGACAGUGGCUUUGUGUGCUGUGGGGAGAGUCACAGUGCAGCCAGCACUCAUAGUCACAGUCGCAGUGCAGCCAGCAGUCACAGGGCAGAUCUGCUUCUGGAGGCAGCCUUCCUGUCUGAGGAGACAGCCUCUCUGCUCAGCACCUACUCCCUCCUGCCACACUUCUCCACCUACGACAAGCUGUGCCCCGGGAAAGACAGGGUGGCGCCCCUUCGCUGUGCCAUGGGUGGGGCAGGCAGCGCCAGCCACCCCUGUCUGUCCCAGCACCUUUACCUGCACCACCCCAGGGAGCAGGCCGUCCAGACAGAGAGCUGCCACGUCCCCGGGGGGGUGGGCUACGCCUCUGACCUGGACACCAUUGCAGAGCGCACAUUCCGCUCUCAGGCCUGCAGCCCCACCUCCACCUGGGUCUCAGACGAGGGAGACGACCUGGACUCGGUUACCCCAACAACCCUCACAGCUACAACAGAGCCCGGUCCUGUCCCUCCGUUACCCAGCUCUUCCUGCCUCUCAGUUGAUAUGCCCUCCCUCUCAGUGGAGGAGGAUGGGGAGGCGGUGGGGGAGUUGGAGAGGCAGACAGCGGUAGUGGGGGAGAGUGCCGGGGUGAUGGUAGAGGCAGGCAAGCAGGAGGAGGAUGGGCGAUUGGUACAAUUGUGUGAGCAGGAGGAGGUAAAGGGGUUAGAUGUAGAUAGUCAGAGGGAGGAAGUGGAGGUGAGGAAUCAGGGAGAGUUGGAGGAGGUGUGGUCGGUGGAGGAGGUGAGGUCAGGGGAGGUGAGGUCAGUGGAGGUGGAGGAGGUGAGGUCAGGGGAGGUGGAGGAGGUGAGGUCAGUGGAGGAGGAGGAGGUGAGCUCAGUAGAGGUGGAGGAGGUGAGAUCAGUGGAGGAACGGCCCCACACUUCCCAGCCCAGGAGAAGUUUGUUACAGCAGGAGGAGAUCGCUGGGGUGACGGUGGUAGAGGUUGAUGAUGAUGAAGAUCAGGCUCAGGGAGCAGAAGGGGGAGAAGAGGAGUCUACCUCGUCUGGGUCUGGACCAGCAGUGAAGAGCUACUGGAGCCGCCACUUCCUGGUUGACCUGCUGGCGGUGGCGGUACCCGUGGUGCCCACGGUGGCAUGGCUGUGCCGGGGGCCGCGGGGCGAUGCCCUGCCCAUUUACCACUUCGGCUCCCUGCUACGUGGCUGCUGCACCGUGGCCCUCAGCUCCCUGCGCAGGGCUGGGGGUGUUAGGCACUACCCCGCAGGCACAGGUGGGGGAGCCAUGGGAGGCACAGAGAUCUGAGACGGGCCCCAUGACACCCUGGGAGCUGCACACACACAACCCUGCCCUCUCUGGUCCUGGGUCGUCCUCCACCUGAUGUACUGGGUAAAGGAAUGAGUGGAGGAAUGAUUCUGAAGACAGGACAGCCUCCUAGCAAACCGUAUAACUCUCUCCUUUGAGCCUUGCUCCUGGUGACCUCUUCCACCUCCUCUGCUGGACUGAGAAGAGACACAGGGAUGUGUUGAAGUGACACUGAAUGGUAGAACUGAAUGAUUGAAUGGACACUGAAUGACCUGAGGGUGUGAUUGAUGCUGAUUGUAACUCCUCUCUCUGGUGUGCAGGGAGACUGAACGGUCUGUCAGUCUCUGUGAGUCUCUUCAUUGGUCCAGUUCAAUUUUGACUCGUGGUGUGUAAGUAUAUGUGCACACAAGGUGUGUGUGAGUGUGUUGCGUGUGUGUUCUUCUCUGUUGUGUCGAUGUGUAGCCAAAGCACCUGGAUGUCUGAAGGCAAUCACAGCCAUAGCUGUGCAGUAGUUGGUCUGCUCAUUUUGGAGUGAAUGAUGGGACAUAUGGCCUUUCCCCCCUGAAGGUACCAGGCAGGCUGCUGCUGUACAUUUCUGCUUCCUGUCACUGGUGUCCUAGAUUAACAAUCACUCUUGUAGCAUUCAGUCCAUGUCCACGGUCCAAGAGUUAGUCACUCCAGACCCAUGAACCGGAAACAUCUCAAGAAGGAAUCAUUUAUAGAGAUAAAAGAAUUCAAACAAAGUUUAUUGUUCUGUUAAAAAU